Brassica oleracea var. oleracea is the source of this 1399-nucleotide messenger RNA. Its product is annotated as plant cysteine oxidase 5. Bases 411 to 1139 code for a protein of 242 amino acids. NCBI's taxonomy places the organism in Eukaryota, Viridiplantae, Streptophyta, Magnoliopsida, Brassicales, Brassicaceae. The transcript has 6 exons. Gene Ontology annotation, molecular function: oxidoreductase activity, acting on single donors with incorporation of molecular oxygen, incorporation of two atoms of oxygen. The record is from RefSeq and is a predicted model, not a curated record.
AAACAGCUGUAAUUGUUUGUGUCUUCUUCUUUCUUGACUUCCUCUUACUACAAAAGACAAAGUCAUGAGAGAAGAGAACGCCGGUGGGAAUUGAUUCGAGCUGAUAAAAGCAAGGGUUUAAAUUGACUGUUUCGAAAAGUAAGGGCGAAGAAAGUGAAUCUCCAAAAGAGACAAAAAGGAUCAAAUUCUGAUUCUUCUUCCUCCUCCUCCGAUUCAAUUCGUCUUCCUUCUUCUGAUUUUCACUCAUCUGCUCGAAAGGGCAGUGCUUGAGAAUCAUUUGAAGAAGGUGAUUGGUCCUCUGUUGCCCUUUUGUAAUAACAAUAUAUCUGGAACUGGGAACAGACGCUGCCCAUUUUAUCAAAGUCCAAAACUUUUAUUUGAGACGCUCAAGAACUUGGGAGUACUGUAACAUGCCGUAUUAUAUUCAGAGACUUUUCAAUACUUGCAAGGCCUCUCUGUCUACUAAUGGACCUGUGUCUGAGGAUGCCUUAGACAAGGUUCGCAACAUGUUGGAGAAAAUCAAGCCGUCUGAUGUUGGUCUCGAACAGGAAGCUCAACUUGUGCGCAACUGGUCUGGUCCUGGGAACGAUCGCAAUGGAAACCAUAAUUCUCUCCCAGCCAUUAAAUACCUUCAAUUACAUGAGUGUGACAGCUUCUCGAUUGGAAUUUUCUGCAUGCCACCGUCGUCUGUCAUACCUCUCCAUAACCAUCCAGGCAUGACAGUGGUAAGCAAGCUCGUCUACGGUUCGAUGCACGUGAAGUCAUAUGAUUGGGUUGAGUCUGAUCCAUCAGAGCUAGACGAUCCAUUACAGGCAAGACCUGCAAAGCUGGUCAAGGAUACUAACAUGACGGCUCCUUGCCCAGCAACCACGCUUUAUCCAACAACUGGAGGCAACAUCCAUUGUUUCAAAGCCAUUACUCAUUGUGCAAUCUUCGAUAUCUUAUCUCCUCCUUACUCUCCUACUCAUGGAAGACACUGCAACUACUUCCGCAAAUCCCCAAUCGCUGACUUGCCUGGUGAGAUUGAAGUGAUGAAUGGAGAAGUGAUAUCAAAUGUGACAUGGCUUGAAGAGUAUCAGCCUCCAGAUAACUUUGUGAUAUGGAAAGUUCCUUACAGAGGUCCUGUGAUUAGAAAAUGAGACAUUAUAAAAAGGCUUUAAGAGCAGAAAGAAGAAAAAGUUUUAUCAUCUGGAGAAUAAAAUUGGUGAACCAUUCAGAAUGCUUGCUUGCUUUGUGGUCAAGAAGUUCUCAGUGACCACAUUGAGUUUCAGCCUGUUUCAUUAUAUGAUAAUGUUUUACUACUACAUACAUCUUUACUAGUUCAAUAUGAUAAUAGUUUUUGUUAGAAUAAUUGCUCACAAACGAUGUAUUUAGUUUCUUAAAUUCUUAGUUUCACCUA